Molecule: messenger RNA, 1120 nt
Organism: Owenia fusiformis
Lineage: Eukaryota; Metazoa; Annelida; Polychaeta; Sabellida; Oweniidae
Source: the annotation of a GenBank genome assembly
AUGGCAGCCAGAGAUUAUGCAGGCUGUUUCUCCGGUUUAGAUGACAUAUUAUUAGAUGGAAAUAAAUAUGUUUGCAAAUUGGAACCCAAAUGGGUAAAGAAGGCCAAGGAGGAGUUGAACGAAGACCCAAAGGAACGGGACGCAGCUGUGGACCAGUUCAGACAGUGGAUUAAACAGCAACCUCAUUAUUCCGUAUGCACAGACACGAAUUUCCUGCUGCAAUUUUUGAGAAGAUGCAAGUUCAGUCAGUUGGAGGCCAGGACGAUGUUUGACGUCUAUCACAGCAAGAUUUACAGCUUGUUACCAUUUUGGAUGUGUAACAUCGACACUAAGUCUUCUGCUAUGAAGAAACUUCUCACGAGAGACAUGCCCUUGCUAAUAUUGCCAGACAGGGACAGUGAAGGACGUAGGAUUCUUUUGUGGAGGGCAGGUGCUUACCAAACGGGGAAGAAUUGUGGGUUUAACCACGAAGACAUUUUUUCGAUGUUCGGUUCCAUGUUCAUGUGCAUGAUGCGAGAAGAGUUAACACAGGUUAACGGGAUUGUAGUUUUUCAAGAUGGCACCGGACAAACCUUAAAGCAUACAACUUUCCUUGGGAUGGAAAAUGUGAAAAACGGACCAAUGAUCUUUUACAAUAACUUUCCGGCGAGAAUCAAGCAUGUCUACAUGUAUAACAUGGGAGCCGUUAUGGAGGCCUUUACUGCCAUCUUUUGGCCGUUCAUUUCAAACAAAAUAAAAGAAAGGUUCAACUACUUCUCUAACCUGGAGGAACUUUAUGAAAAACUCCCCAUGAAAUUAUUGCCUAAGGAGUACCUACCGGAUGACUACACUGGUCCUCAUGCUGGAACCAUUAGUCAGAUAUCUAACUACUGGUAUCAGCGGUUGACGUCACCCGAGAUGAACAAAAGAAUCAAGACAUUGAGCACAACGCAGUUCAAAGUCGACGAGAAGAAACGACCGAAAAAAGGUCAAGACGAAGUUGCAAGCUUUAGAAAACUUAACAUUGAAUAAAAUGUCGUGUUUUUAUUAAACUACCGAAGACUCAGCUUUAUUUUGCCAUAUCUUGGAUCAAAAUUAGGUUACAAGCUUCAGAAAACAUUGAAGAAAUUAUUAUAAGGCC